Messenger RNA from Drosophila sechellia, 4328 nucleotides. RefSeq lists its product as uncharacterized. The transcript has 7 exons. The record is from RefSeq and is a predicted model, not a curated record. Lineage: Eukaryota; Metazoa; Arthropoda; Insecta; Diptera; Drosophilidae. Bases 85 to 4116 code for a protein of 1343 amino acids.
AAAAGAGUAAUUGUAGUAGUCUCAGUAUUAGUCUCAGUAAAUAUCGGAAAAACAGCAUAAAGUGCUUGAUUCCGCGAGCCAAAAAUGGUUGUUUGCACAGCCACAAUGCCUCCGGAAAUACGGCAAGUGCCCGCGAUAAAAAAAGAGCACUCGGAGCUGCUGGAAAACCCUGCGAACUCUAAACCUUGUGAUCCUGACGAAACAGUAGAGGAGGGAGAUGUCGAGGAGGAUCGUGAGGAGGGCGAGAUUGUAGACGAAUUCGAGGUGAUCAUUUCAUCCGAGGAUGACGAGUUCAAGUUGCGCGCUCGGAUCCAGCAGCUGGAGGAGAACAACAAGGAUGUGGAGCGCAUGGACCUGCUGUCCGCCAAUUUGGCACAUCAAUACAAUUACGCGAAGCCUGGACCGCGUUUACCGUCUCAGCAGCAAAAGUCUUCCGUUUACAUUUUGUCGGAUGUGUCGACCCAGUCUGAGGAUGAGUUCGAGGCCCAGCGAAAAUAUCGCAAGCACAAGGUGCGACGCCUGGAGCUGGGAAAAAGGCAUAAUUCAUUGUCCAGUGACUUCCGGCGGAAUCCCUUUGUCAGGCGUCAUAAGCGCUGUUCGCCACCUCCUCCGGUCACCACACAGCGCCGGCGGCAGGACUAUCAUCAUAAUCAGCCACCCAAUCGCUACCAGCGUCGACACCAACAACACUAUGAGCUUGAAGAUUCCCUGGCGAGCGACGGCGAGCUGGGUGAGUACGACAUAGCCUGUGACAACGAUGACGACGAGUUAGACAUGCAAAAGCUUAGACUGAGCAGGGAUAAGUUGCGCGUGGCUUUGGCGCGGGAGGAGCGAGAGGAAUUCGUGAGUCACUACAAAAACAGCCUGAGAGAGCGACUUCAGUACCGCGUGAACAAAUCGCCCAGCCCCAAGCACAGCAAGGAGUACCAACAAGAAGAGGAGGAACUGCCACUUCCGCCAAUACAGAUAUUAUCGGAUGGCGGCGAGGACGAACCUCAGGAACUGAAUGUGCCGCAAAGGGAAGAUCCUGCCGAGCUUAAGCUUCGACUGAUAGCCCUUAAAUCUGCCAUACUUAAAAAGCAUUUAGCGCGAAAGAAACGGGACGCGGAGCGGGCUUACUCGCCCACUGAUAUGAUCAAUCGCGUGCAUCCCGUCAUUUCCAAUGACGACGACAUCGAUGACUUAAUGGAGAUCAGCCCAGCCGCAUCGCCAGAUCGAGUACAAAGUCCGCCGAGAUACUCUACUGAUUAUGCCGUGGACACAAAGCCUGUGGACAUGGAUCUAGCCGAAACGGACAGCGAUGAUCAGCAAAAAGAAAUCUGGAAUUCGUGGUCCAACAACUGGAACUCCAUUGAUAACGCAGGUGGCAGUUGGCGCUGCUUUUUGCCCAACAAUUUGCCGCCUGUGUCGGUUCCCAUUGUGAUAGACGAAGAUGAUGAGGUAGAUUUAAAUACGGAUAAUCGGAUAAUGAGAGAGAAUAUAGUUUACGAUGACGACGAAGUACCGCCGCCACCGCCGCCCUUUCACAUUCCAAAAAUUCAUCUGGAGGACGAGGAUGCCAGGGAUGCCAUGCACCUAGUCGAUCAGCAUUCUAAUCAUAGCUAUAGCUCGGAGUUGCAGACCGUUUCCAUGGAAAACUCGCAGACGCAUAUAAAUCCAUUAGACCAAUUCCAGCCAAAUUCGAGUGACGAUGAGGCAGGAGCUUUGCGAGCUAUUCUGCUAUCCAAUUUCCGGGCAAAUAGACCCCCACCACCACCUCCAAGAACCCCACCACCUGUUGAUUGUGAGUUUAAAACUGCCCCGGCUCAAGUCCACGUUCCAGAACCUAUUGCAGUCCCUGUGCUCGCUCCUGUACCUGUUGCCGCUCCAGUGCCUUCUUUCGUACCUGGCCCCGUGACUCAACUCAAGGAAGAUUCAACGCAAGACAAUGAUUCAGAUGAUCCAGAAGAGCUGCGUUUAUUGCUCCUUUCCAGCAUAGCGACCAAAAAAGGAACCAACCCAAAGUCCGAUUUAAGACCAGAGAUACUCAAGAAUGCUUUAAAACGUUUCCAGCCCUCGGAACUGGCAAUAAAAGAUGAACGGCCUCAGGAUCAACAUUCAAUUCUAGAUGAAAGUAAUGUACUGAAAGCAGAAAAGGAGAUAGAAAAUGAAACUGCAGUUGACGCAGUUGCAUUAGAAACUGCGCCCAUUAACGUGGAAUCUUUGGAGGUGUCUCAACCGCGGGUCAAGCUUGAAGUGCAGGAACAUAAACCAUCGUUCUCCCCCACAAAAAUCAUAAAAAUUGUAAAGCCCAACAAAGUGAUAAACAAAAAGACAACUACUAAACGGAAAUUGACCGCGAUUGAAAAUUCAGGGUUGAGCAUGAAACGGCCGAAUGUGUUAAUGAUUAAGGAACCCAGCGCUCCACUGCGUAGUCAGGAAGUGAUCGCAUCCAGCACUCGCCUGAUCACCACCGUAGAUCCAGCCAGCAUCAAAGUAAAUAAGAUGAUCAUUAGCUUAGCAGAGGAGUCGCCCGCCAGUGAUGAUGACCUGGAGCUGAGUUCGUGCUUCGCCUAUGGAAACACAGACAUUGCCAGCCCCUUGAGUUUGGCCAUGGGCAGCUUCAGUGGUUCAACCACCAGAUCAAAUACUCCCAUAUCCGAGAUUGCCGAAACGGUUCCCAAUGUCAAUGUCAAUCUCAGACGUACUUUGAUUAACGAUUACUUUGAGAAGAAGAUCGACGACUUUCUGAAGCAAGCCAGAUCCAAAGCUCCCACAACUAACUCACCAGAGGCAGCGACAGAAAAGACGUCUGAGAAACCUCAGGUUAAGGAAAAACCUCCAAAAAGUGUAACUUCUCCCAAGACACAGCCGCCUCCAAAGACAACGCCGGUGGCUGUUCGACAUUUACCAGUUGCAUCGCAGAAGGAAUACCUCCGUUUGGUCGAGCGUAUGCAAAUGCUGGAACAAAAGAAGGUUCGAGCGGCCAAGACUGCUGCUCCUGUUGCCAAAAGCACGGCGCCUACUGUUGAUAAGCCAACGCCGAAGAACAAUUCAUCGCCAAGCACAGCGAAUAUUGUAAAAAACUCAGCCAAAGAAGUCCUAGGCAGUAAAAAAAGUUCCCCUAUGACAAACGCUAAAGCUACCUCAGCAGUUCAGAAACCACAAGUCAAAACUGUGACUUUAAAAUCGGCAAAAACAAAACCUAUGCAAAAUCACCAGAUUUCCAAGGAGAGUCGGCUGAAGGCAUUUGAGACUUCUUUUGUUAAGAUUGGGGGGAGCAUGCUAGUCAAUCUAGACAAAUCGCUGCAAAUGGUGAAAGAAGCCAAGAAGUCAAAGGCAAUACGUUUGCGAUGCUCACAGCGUCUCAAGGAACUCUAUGCCGAAAUGCAGACAUUAAGACAGGCGGUUAAACAGGAGGAACUUAAGCUGUCGAAGAUUCAGCCCGAGAUUCAGGCCAGCCAUGAGAUCAUCAUAUCACUCAAGCAGAAACGACAUAAACUUCAUGCGGCGGCUAUGGACUUGGGCCGUGGAUUAAGGGGCGAUGACUACAGGUUAAUCGACGAGGGAAAGGCUGCCAUCACCACAAAAUCAACACAGCUUACCAAGGAGAUACGCCUGUACAAUUCUAUAGUAAACUACGCUGACCUUGUGAAACUGACUGAUGCGGAGAUUAGUCAGCCAAACGCUGUAAUGCCAACGGAGUCCAAAACGGUUCAACAUGAGGAGUCAAGGGAGAAUUUUGAGUCGAAUUCUCAGAUUAAAGAUCAAAGUGAAACGACGGAGACAGAGCCUGCGAUUGGAAAAGAACUUGAAACGGGGACUGACCCUCCAGAUGAUCAGGCGCAGGAAAAAACUGUGGAAGUCGCCGUCACAACUACAGCCCCCUAUACGGUUAGCAUAAUGCGGGAACUGCGCGAGAAGUCCGACGAGCAUCAUAGGGAAAGCUAUCUAAGUGCCUAUCACACGCCCAUGUGUAGGAACUACAAUAGCCACCUCGAUGUCCACGCCACAAUCUGCCCGUUUGAUCUGAUGGGUCGCUGUGAGGAUGCGGACUGCUCCUACCUGCAUUUAGCCCGCCCCGACUCCCAAAACGAACUGCCAAAGACAAGCCCUCUCUCAAUAACUAACAAAUAACAAACUCACUAAAAUACUAAAAGCAUACAUAAUCCGAAAAAUAACGAAAAAAUGUAAAAGCGUGCUUGAAUUCUGGUAAGUUGAACUCUUCACGCAACUUAAUAUUUAAAUGUUGCUUUCAGUCAACGUUAAAAAGAAAGAAACCCACAAAGCACACGUCCAGCAGACGCAGAGAAGCAUCCGCCGGCGUAGCGAUUGCUAAACCAUAAAAA